AUGCAGCUUGGGGUGAGGCAAGUCGGGGUAGCCCUCGCCCCAGGGGUGGGGUGUGGGGGGCUGUGGAGGGAUACCAUUCCCAUUCUCACGGAAUCUUCUCAGAGCAGCGAGGGCCGCCCACUCUGCAAACCAUGCUCCCUCCCCUGUCCCUCUAGCCCAGCACAGGGUGUACCCCAGGCCGAUCCCUCGCGGCCAGCAGCACCCCGAGAGGGAAGCUGGGAGCUGUCAGCGCCCCCUGGCCCCUCACUCGGCCCCGGUCGAAGCCUGGAGGACGGGGGCUGUUACCCUGGCGCCCGAGAAAAGUUUGCUGCCAAGUCGCUGCAGGCGGACAGCGGGCGCAAGCAGCGGGUGUGUCGGUCCAUCUGCGCGCACCCUGCAUGGACAGCGCCAGACACGUCGGCAGGACCACGUCCGCGGGCGGCGCGCCUACCGGGCCCGGCCCACAAAGACCCGCGGUGGCUGGGGCACGUGUCUGCACAAAGACCAGCCUUUGUCUCCGGACGCCGAGUCCCCGAGGGUGCCAGACCCACCUGGAAGCAGAGCCACAGCCGCCUCGCACGCUCACACCCGCUGCGCGGCCGCCAAGCCGCCUCCAGCCACUUUUCACCGCGCGGCUCUGCCCGGCCCCGCCCCAAGCCCAGCCUGGCCCCGCCCCCAGGCCCAGCUUGCGUCCGCCCCCGAGGCCGGCCAGCUUGGCCCCGCCUACGCACCCUGCCCCGCCCCCAAGACAAGACAGGUCCUUGUCCUAUAGCAGCCGAGCUGUCUGGCCCCGCCUCCCGCUACGGCCCCGCCCCCAGCCUCGGCCUGUGCACACUGGCUGCCGCGCGGACCGCCCCGACCGCCAAGAGGGAGUGUCACCAAAGUGCUACUUUGUCCCGGGAGUGGACACCGAGCCCGGGUUCCGCCCUAGGGAGCGUCGAGCAAGUGUUGUCGGGGUGCCCGCUCUACCCCGCCCGCCCUACCCGGCCCGCCGGCUCCCUGCUUCCUGAAGUCGGGAUCCCGGCCUUACCCCGUGGCGUCCAGCCGCCGCCAUACAGAACAAUGUUGUGCGAGAAAGACUCCCCUUUCCUAGAGCUCAGCUCCCUUCCCCCAUUUCCAUCUAAUGGCGAAAGGUCCAGAGACCGCAUCUGCCUGCCUGGAGUCGCAGCACUACCCCGAGGCCUGGGGCGGCAGUCAGGUCUGCUUCCCCCCUCCCACGCUCCCCUCACAAGCCUGGCUCCUGUGCGGUUCCGAGCGGCCCUUACCUGGGCUCGGUCCAGCAGGUCCUGCCGGCUGUCAAGCCCUUUGCUGAAAGUCUUCUGAAUCCUAUUCGUUUUGUUUCCAAGAGCCUCCAGGAUCCUUCCCCCCCCCCCCCCCCAGCUGCACUUUCUUCUCUCUGGCUGUCAAAUGCUGGCAGAUCUAAAGUUAACAGAGCACCAAAGCCACAUGAGGAAAUAAUAGAAUAGAAGCACUGGAGGAGAAAACA
Erinaceus europaeus (western European hedgehog) is the source of this 1465-nucleotide messenger RNA. Its product is annotated as nascent polypeptide-associated complex subunit alpha, muscle-specific form-like. The record is from RefSeq and is a predicted model, not a curated record. The transcript has 4 exons. The coding region runs from base 1 to 1302 and encodes 433 amino acids. Lineage: Eukaryota; Metazoa; Chordata; Mammalia; Eulipotyphla; Erinaceidae.